ACAAAGAGAUGCUGAUGAAAGAAAAAUUGUUCAUCAUUAUCAGAUAGAUUCUUCAAAAAAAAGUUUAGCCGAUACUAUCGAUAUAAGUUCUAUGACGGUCGAAUCAUCAUAUGAGGGACCUAGAAUGCCAGAUAAGGGUGUUACAGAAGGUUUCAUCAAGGAGACGAUGGAGUAUUUCAAAAAUCAGAAAUUAAUUCAUAGAUUAUAUGCCUAUAAAAUUAUUCUGGCCGUACGAAAGCAUAUGUUGGCGUUACCUUCAUUAGUAGAUAUAACAAUACCUAAAGACGCAACACUGACAGUAUGUGGCGAUGUUCAUGGUCAAUACUACGACUUAUUGAACAUCUUUGAAAUCAAUGGCCUACCAUCUGAAAAGAACAUUUACUUAUUCAAUGGAGAUUUCGUAGAUCGAGGAUCGUUUAGCGUCGAAAUAAUACUGACAUUAUUUGUAUAUCAAUGGCUUUACCCAAAAGGACUUUAUUUGACACGUGGAAAUCACGAGACAGAUGACAUGAAUAAAGUGUACGGAUUCGAAGGGGAAGUCAAAGCAAAAUAUUCGGAUACUAUGUUCGAUUUAUUCGCCGAGACUUUUGCAACAUUACCGCUUGCUCAUUUGAUUAAUGGAAAGAUUUUUGUCACACAUGGUGGACUGUUCAGCCGAGAUGAUGUGACACUUGAUGAAAUAAGACAAAUAAAUCGGUUUAAGAGAAAGCCAGAGUCCACGGGACUGAUGUGUGAACUACUUUGGUCUGAUCCACAAAAGAAUCCUGGUCGUGGUCUAAGUAAACGUGGAGUAGGGAUACAAUUUGGUCCUGAUGUAACAGAAAAAUUCUUGAAACUGAAUAAUUUAGAUUUACUGAUACGGAGUCACGAGGUGAAAGAAAAUGGAUACGUAAUAGAACAUAAUGGGAAAUGUAUCACAGUGUUUUCUGCGCCGAAUUACUGGUACAUGUGUAUAGGAGCCCUAAUAAGAAUCAGUUCGGAUCUCCAAAUGACCUAUAAAACUUUCGAAGCCGUGUCACAUCCUAAUAUACGACCAAUGGCGUAUGCUUCUCAAUUUGGGGGUCUGAUGUGA
Molecule: messenger RNA, 1072 nt
Organism: Ambispora leptoticha
Lineage: Eukaryota; Fungi; Glomeromycota; Glomeromycetes; Archaeosporales; Ambisporaceae
Source: the annotation of a GenBank genome assembly